GCCAAGCUAACAAAUCUCUGAGCAGUCUGCCCAUUUAUUUGAUAUCAACCAUCUAUCAAACUCCUGAAAACGUGAUCCUGCCUGCAGAGGCACUGCAGUGUGUGCUGCAGCGAGAGAGAGCAACGAGAGAGAAAGAGAGGGACUGAGCGAGAGAGAGAGAGAGAGAGAGAGAGAGAAAGAGAGAGAGACUGAUGGGGGGUGGGCAGGCAAAACAAGCCACAUGCAUAAGGAGGCAGCCAGAGGCACAGAGACAGAGAGGGAGAGUGUGUGAGUGUGCAUGUAUGUGUGAAAACACUGCGCAUGUGUGACUGUGAGGCGCACUGACUGGAGCAGACGGAGGAGAAGAAAGAGGAGUAAUGAACCGCAGUUGAGACAGGAGGAAAGAUAACAGCAGAGGAGAGGGGGAGAGAGGAGAAGAGAGAGGUUUUGUUACCUGAAGGGUUAGGAGCAGACGACAAGGAAAAGGGAAGAGAAGGGGGGGGCGGACGUACGGCGCAAGAAGCUCAGGUCGCCUCACAGAAUAGGCUGAAUAAUCUGAGCAGCGGUGGUGGAGGGAUGGAGAAAGAGAGACCGGAGGGAGACACUCGGCCACUGCUCAGAGGUGUAGGAGCGGAGGUGGGAGAGUGAAGGACAGAAGCACCAGAGAGAAGAGGAGGAGAGGAGACAAGGGAUGCGGAGUUCGAUGAAAGCAGCCCGAGACAUGACGCAUCCACCUCGCAACAGCUUCCUCCAUCUUACAUCUCCUCCAUGUUCUCCCCGCCUCGCUGCUGCUGCUGCUGCCGCUCGUCCUUCGUCCUGCUAGAAUCGAAUGGACAGGAGAGAGCAUCAUCCUCCCUCUGGUUAGACAAACGUCUGAACAAAGAGACCGAGCGGCUCGAUUUUUCCCUUCACAGAGCAACAACAACUGGAACAGGAGCGACAAAGGACUGGAACAAGACAAGUGCGUAGGCAGACAGAUAGAUGGACCAAAGGAAUCGAGUCUGACACACUGAAAAAAGGAGACAAGCACAGAGGCAUCCUUCAGACUGUUAUCACAUCUACUGCUAAGCUGGGAGGAGCGUCUGAAAGUCCAAAAAACACCUUCACUCCCACCUCUAGAGGAGGAAUUCAAGAGGCUUGGAGCUUGAAGGAGACCUCCCCUAAGAAAGACCUCCUCCCUUUUUCUUACCAACGAGCCACCCAAAGGGUCACACAGGGUCAUCUGACCAGCUGGACCAAGAGCAGAUAGACAGACUGGAGCUUUUUCUAUGUUUCUCACACACUCGAGCACAACCGCAGCCAAAAACAGGAAGUUAAGCGGUUGUUUUAGCGAGAAACACAUGUAAGGGCUAGUUCGAGAAGGCAAGAGUUUCCUUGGCAGGCCACAGGAUAUAGUUCAAGACAAUAACUUCUUGGACCUUUAUGAACUGCCUGAACUCAACCUCCCAACACCCCUCUAAAACCACCAACCUGCACUGUAUGUAUAUAUGUUAGAGUCUGUGUGCAUAUGAGAUUAUUUAUGGUGAGAACAUAUCUUUGUGCUAAACUACUAUCUGUCCUUGUGUGUGUAAGUAUUCUGCAAACAGCCAUCAGAGACAGCACAGGAACAUCAGCAUAAUAAGUUAGUGAAAACAACAACAAAAAAAAAAACUACCUUUAAGUAGUCAACACUGGUCAGAUAGUGUAAGCUGGACUGUUAAAUAAUUCGAACAUAUCAGCAGUGACAGAAUAAGAGCUGCAGAUUGUGGUGCUCUGGCUGAGCUCUCCUAUCUGUCUUCCCCUCACAAAGACUCAGGCUGACAAUAGCAUCUACCACAAGGGGGGGAUCUCUUUGAGGGAAACAUGGAGGCAACCAUCCGUCCCCACGUUCCCUCAAAUGGCUGACUUCAGAGCAAGAGCCCAAUUAUUUUCCCCUUGCCCAGAACCAGGCAGGUGUGUCCAGCGCUGAUAAGAGCCACAGCCCCUAUCUCUUCCACCUCCAAAAACGUGCGAAUGUCCUGCCUCAGGCGUCAGCCGGUCACCAUCCCCAUGGACACGGUUAAGAUCAUCCAGUCGGAGAAGUUCCCCAGAGAGUGCCCUGUGCCCGUCACCCAGCCACGCUAUGCCCCACCGCCCAGAGUGGCGUGGGACGGUGGAGGCGAAGGCGAAAUCAUCGUCAACCAGGCCUGCAGCGAUAUCACCCUGGACAUGACAGGCUCCCCCCGGCCCAUGGUGUCCCCUGUGGCCCCCGUCUUGCGCAGGGAGCAGAGCUUCCUUGCGCAGCGCAAAACCAGUGCCAAUGAAAUCUGCUACCACCAGUUCCACUACAAGAUGGAGGACGUCAUCGUUAAUCAGUACGUGCUGCGCUCCUCCUCCACCUCCUCCUCGACUUCCUCCUCCUCCUCCUCGGGACCCGUCAUGCCCUGCGAGCCCCUGGACUGCCCCACCUGCGGUCACACCUACAACUUCGCCGGCAAGCGUCCGCGCAUCCUCUCCUGCCUGCACUCGGUGUGUGAGGAGUGCCUGCAGAUCCUCUACGAGUCCUGUCCCAAGUACAAGUUCAUCUCCUGCCCCACAUGCCGGCGCGAGACGGUGCUGUUCACUGACUAUGGCCUGGCUGCUCUGGCCAUCAACACCAGCAUCCUGAGCCGCUUGCCCUCUGACCCCAAUGGGCCCGUGCAGUGGGGCGGGGACGCCGACCGCAGCUGCUACCAGACUGUGCGCCAAUACUGCCAGUCAGCCUGCACCUGCCAGAUCGCCAACCCCUUGUCCUCCUGUGGCAUCAUGUAGACAAGGGGGAACACUGCAGGCAUGACUCAACGCUGCCCCCCCCCAAACCACCACCACCGCCGCCACCACUCUUUUCGUCUAUAAGCUAAACCCUCUCUGCCAACCCCCCCCCCCCCCCCCCACAGACAUACAGCAAAUAAAUCCCUCCACAGAUGUUAUCUCUAUAUAUUUAAUAGCACAGACGGAUGCUAUGUGGGACUAAAGGAUUCUGAUGGUUCGCGAAAUAGUAAAUAAAUGUAUUUUAUGUAUGGACUGGAAUCCUAUUCACCCUCUCUCGUUUGGUUGGAUGUGUUUGUCAUUGACAUCUCUUUACAUGGGAAUGCCAGGGGAGGUCUGUCCCCCCAACCUAGGUGAAUAAAGAUUAAAUAAAUGAUAAAAGUAA
This is a messenger RNA of Acanthopagrus latus (yellowfin seabream), 3130 nucleotides long. It is a transcript of the gene rnf208, whose product is annotated as ring finger protein 208. The coding region runs from base 1972 to 2748 and encodes 258 amino acids. Lineage: Eukaryota; Metazoa; Chordata; Actinopteri; Spariformes; Sparidae. The transcript is spliced from 3 exons. The record is from RefSeq and is a predicted model, not a curated record. Gene Ontology annotation, biological process: protein ubiquitination. Gene Ontology annotation, molecular function: ubiquitin protein ligase activity.